This is a messenger RNA of Perca fluviatilis (European perch), 845 nucleotides long. RefSeq names its product E3 ubiquitin-protein ligase RNF31-like. Gene Ontology annotation, biological process: protein linear polyubiquitination. The record is from RefSeq and is a predicted model, not a curated record. NCBI's taxonomy places the organism in Eukaryota, Metazoa, Chordata, Actinopteri, Perciformes, Percidae. Gene Ontology annotation, cellular component: LUBAC complex. Gene Ontology annotation, molecular function: ubiquitin protein ligase activity; linear polyubiquitin binding; K48-linked polyubiquitin modification-dependent protein binding.
AGUGUCCCCAGUGUCAGAGUGUCUUCAGCCUGUCCCGAGGAGGCUGUCUCCACUUCACCUGCAGCCAGUGUCAGCAUCAGUUCUGUGGCGGCUGCAGCCAGCCCUUCUACCCCGGAUCUGUCUGCAGUUUCUCUGCCGACUGUGGAUCUAAAGGUCUUCACGCCCACCACCCCCGAGACUGUCUGUACCACCUGAGAGACUGGAGCGUGUCCCGCCUCCACCUGUUGCUACAGUAUUACAGAGUGUCUCCUUCCUGGGUGGAAGCAGCCAAUAGCAGCUCAGCUCACAUCAGUCAGACAGGUGAGGUGUGUUUGGUUCUGGAGCUGAGAGACGACGGCAGCCGGGCAGAGGAGCCCUGUGGACGCCCAGCACCACCCGAGUACCGAGGACACUGCCAGGUGCACUAUAAGGAGCGAUUGGUGGAGCUGAUCAACCGUUGCCGUGCCGAUCCGGCGGUCCUGUUCACCGUGGCGGAGAUGAAGGCGGAGCUUCAGCGCUGGAACAUCGCCAUGCCGACCAGGAAACCAGAGGAACCGGAGCUGCUGCCGCCCACGAUGUUGGUGGUUGUGUUGAGCCGCCAACAGGUGACUGAGAGCCCUGUGUACAACUCAGUGGUCCCUGAAAGCACCUUCAUCUGGUGGUGCUUUCAGGGACCAUGUGUAGCCGUAGCUCUGCACAUGCUCACAUUGUGUCUUCACACCCAGAAUCCUUCUCACAUUUACCCAGAAUGCAUCUGUGGGGAGUCUCUGCACAUGCUCACAUCGUGUGUCGUCUUCAGCUGUCGUGGCGGACAGGAAGUGAUGACGCUGCGCAGGAAGCUGUGUGCUGAACUAAACUCCCAGUGA